AUGUCCAACCAAGGCCGAAAGUGCGAAUAUGAGGAGAGGGAGAGGUGCCGAUCCGUGAGCUCAAACGAGCCGGAUCUUGAAAGACUUCGAACCAAAGGCGGCCAUAUUGACAAUCGUGAUCAGCCUUCGCUACCUAUUGUUCAUCGAAGCUUUGCAAAUCCUGCACCCUUAGGCCUUCUAUCUUUUGCCACAGGAGUAUUUCUACUCUCAAUGCUUGGUGUCCAUGCACGCGGCAUUGUGGAAAAGAAUAUCUUGGUGGGAGUUUUUGUAUUCUUUGGUGGAGUAUGCCAGUUUAUUUCUGGAAUCAUGGAGUUUGUUGCCGGAAACACGUUUGGAGCUACAGUCUUCCCAGCAUAUGCGGCUUUGAGCCUGAGCUUCGCACUCAUCUUUAUUCCAGGAUCAGGCAUUAUUGAUGCGUACAGUGAUGCCGAGGGACAUCUCCUUCCCGAAUUCAGUCAGGCGCUCUCCUUGUAUCUAUGGAGCUGGCUCAUACUGAACGCCAUAUUCACCGUCGCAUCCAUUAGAAGCUCUUGGCCAUUAUUCAUGGCCCUUUUACUUUUCAAUGUCGAAUUGACACUCCUCGCCACAGGCUACAUGGUUGGCAAUGAGACUUUAUUAGUAGCUGGAAAUUCCGUUGGUUUCCCGGUGGCAUUGUGCGCCUAUUGGUCUGGGUGUGCAGGAUUGUGGUCAGGAGGCAUAACUCCAUUUACACUUCCAACGUUCCCUAUGUACACAUAUGUCUGA
Messenger RNA from Trichoderma atroviride IMI 206040, 744 nucleotides. RefSeq lists its product as uncharacterized. Gene Ontology annotation, cellular component: plasma membrane. Gene Ontology annotation, molecular function: acetate transmembrane transporter activity. NCBI's taxonomy places the organism in Eukaryota, Fungi, Ascomycota, Sordariomycetes, Hypocreales, Hypocreaceae. The record is from RefSeq and is a predicted model, not a curated record.